AGCGAAGAUAUAAGGGGUAAACCCUGAGACCGUUUUAGCGAGGUCCAACUCAGAGUUUCACAUCUUCACCCCACACGCGCGCUACGAAACACGAUUCGCGACAACAUCCUGCAAAGAACUACAGGGUCACAUCUCAUCAUGUCUACCGAAUACGACAACAAGGAUCGGAUGAUGGACGAGGACGUCAAAGACCUCAAGGAGCACGUCCAGCAUCUGGAGAAUGGACCCACCUCGACGGCCGAUGCCGAAGUCCCUUACCCCGAGACGCUCAAGAACAUGCUCGAGGCGCCGACAAGGGAGAUGCUGCAACAAGGUUAUGAUCUUGUCAAGGAGGACUCCAAGCUCAAACUUGGGGCUUCGCUCAAGAAGGAAUGGAAGCUGGUCUUGGUAUGUCUGCCGUACUUGCUUUCGAGUUUGGGCUGUGGUUUCGACAACGGCGCUACGGGUAUCACCGCCGCCAUGCCCGCAUAUCUCCUAUACUUCGGAGGGUUCGAUCCCGUCACCCACAGCUUGUCCAUCGAUUCCAAGUGGGUAGCCUUAUGGGGUUCCAUGACCCAGAUUUGUAUCGCCUUUGGUGCAAUGGUCUGCGGUUGGUUCCUGGAACGGUACGGACCUCGAAUGACCAACUUUGGCGCGAGCGUCUUCAUCCUGCCCGCCAUCGCCGUCCAGGUCCUGGCCAACUCCCCCGGCAUGUUGCUUGCUGGAAAAAUGCUGGGCGGUUUACCGAACGGUAUCUUUGUCGCUUCGGCAGCCAACUUCAUCUCCGAGGCUUGCACCCAGAACCUCCGACCGAUGAUGUCCUCUUUGUUGGGCUUCUGUGGUCUGAUCGGAGUGACUUGUGGGAUCGCUACUGGCUUCGAGAGGAUCCCGUUCGUCAACAGUGACUGGCUCUCUUGGAGACUCGUCCUCGCUAUCCAGUGGAUCUUCCCGUUUAUCACCGUCAUCGGACUCCUUUUCGUGCCUACGUCCCCGGUCUUCCUGGUCAAACGAGGCAGACCUGCCGAAGCGGCCAAAGCUCUCGCUCGGCUGCAUAACCUCAAGGACGAGUCCAUCAUUCGCGCCCGACUUGCCGUCGUCCAACACACCGUCGCCAUGGAGCAAGAAGCUACGGCUACUCUGGGAUCUGCCACCUUCAUGGACCUCUUCCGCAACCCGAUUGACAGGCAGAGGACCCUUCUUACCGUCGGAGUAUGGACAUGCUACAACAUGGCAGGAGCUGCUUUCUUGGGAAGCGGUCUCUACUUUUUGCAACAACAGGGCCUCGACGUCAUCAUCGCUACCAAGAUCACGCUUGGCAUGCUCGCGCUCAGCGGUCUGACCAACGUGCUGGUAGGAUAUUGUCUCGGACGAUUCGGAAGGCGAUUCUGCUUUGUCUAUUGCAACGCUUUCCACUGUCUCGUUCUCACCUGCUUGGGUUGCCUCGGGUUCGCUAAGAACAAGUCGGCGGGUUGGGGUGUCGCCGUGGUCUUAAACUUUGCCAUCUGCACCGCUCAGCUGUCCACCGGAGGCGCUUCUUUCGCUCUCAACGCCGAAAUCUCGUCACUCCGCUUGAGGGCCAAGACCGUCUCGUUCGGUUUCUUUAUUUCCUACUUCCUAGCGUGGUUGACCUCGUUCGUGACGCCUUACAUCUUCCAAAGUCCUGGUUAUUUGGGAGCCAAGACUGCACUCAUUUACGCUGGACUCACCGGUCUCGGUGUCGUCUGGGCCUACUUUUACAUCCCCGAGACCAACGGACGCACUGCCGCCGAGAUCGACAUCCUCUUCGAGCAAGGCAUCCCUGCAAGGAAAUGGAAGGGAACCAACAUCGCUCACAUGAUGGAGAGUCGUGAAGAGUAAAGAUCAGGGAAAGCGGGUUUGUUUGUAUGGACCGGUCGGUAGCACUGAUAGUCGAAAGUCAUGUACAAGUAGGAGGAAAGCCGUCUAGUCAGGGUACCUGAAUUCACAUGUUUCGUGCCAAAGAUGUCCACCAAUCGAUAGUUUUUGCAG
Filobasidium floriforme is the source of this 1986-nucleotide messenger RNA. Its product is annotated as general substrate transporter. The record is from RefSeq and is a predicted model, not a curated record. Lineage: Eukaryota; Fungi; Basidiomycota; Tremellomycetes; Filobasidiales; Filobasidiaceae. Bases 139 to 1836 code for a protein of 565 amino acids. Gene Ontology annotation, molecular function: carbohydrate:proton symporter activity. Gene Ontology annotation, biological process: transmembrane transport; carbohydrate transport. Gene Ontology annotation, cellular component: membrane. The transcript is spliced from 14 exons.